GGUAAAAUUGAAAAUCGGCCAUUUUAUAUUUUCACUGAGUCGGUGUCGCAUUUGUUAUUAACAAAUUAACAAUACAUUUGCUGUUUCCACUUUUCUAAACCUAUAAGUUUGUGCAUAACUGCUGAAAAAAAUAUAAAUUUAACUUGCUUUGAGAUCUUUCAAUAAGUGCAUACACUGUGCGAAAAAAUGGCGAACCGUCGCCCUCAAGGAGGUGGUAGGCGCAUGGAUUUUGGCCGCAACGAUCGAUCGAAAAAUUUUCGUGGUGGUGUCUCACCAUGGCAAGGUGGCGGCCCGGGCGGUGAUCUUCCGAACCUCCUUCCUCUGGGAGGUGGCCCUACUGAAGCUACUCUGGCUCUUGCUAGCAACAUUAUCAACCUACUCCAACCGCGUCAGAAUCCGGUGCCUUCCUUACUCGACAUGCCUAUGCGGCGUGAUUUUGGUCCAAACAUGAAUCGGUAUGACCGAGGUUAUGGACCAAAUAGGAUGGGCAAUCAAGGUAAUUUCCGGCGUACGGGAAAUUACAAUCGUGCUGGUGAGCGUAUCAACAAUCGUAAGCCGUUCAGGCCCAAUGAUGGGCCAAGACAACAAAACAAGAGCUCCCCGAAAAAGGAUGCCGAUUCUAAGGCUAAGCCUGUUAAGGACAGCGAGGAAAACAAUGAUUCUGAUAAGCUGGAAAAAUCUGAAGAGGACAAGAAAGAUACUCCGAAAACACGCUAUGAUGAUAUCAACCCGCAACUACUGAAGUGCCACAUCUGUAACAAGAGUAUGUGGGAUGGAAGGUCAUUUGAAAAUCAUCUCAGCGGUCGAGCCCAUGCCAUUAUGAUGCAAAAGACUGCAGAGAGUUAUGCUCUCACUGCUGAUACUAUGAGGCAAGAGUUCAAGAUACGAGAAAUGAAACGGACUCGUAAAGCGGGGCAGCAGCCGCCGCGCGACUUCUACUGCGCCAUGUGCGACAUGUACGCGGCCGACGGCGCCAUCCACCGCACCACGGUCGGACAUCGCAAGCUCAAGAAGUACCUGCACCCCACCUGCACCUCGUGUCACAAGGAGAUGCCCACCAGGAUCGAGCUGGACGAACAUCGUCUCACUGCUGAGCAUUUGAAGAAUAUGCAGGAUAAGCAGGAGGUCAUCUCCAAGCCGAAACCGGAAGUGAUGAUAAUAUCAACACUGAAUAUGGAGCAGAUGUACCUUCGUGAUGACAGGCAACGUUGGAAGCGCGGGGAGCGACAAGAUCGGGACAAGGACGAGGCAGAAAAAGACAGUGAGGCAAAGAAGGAGGAAGGUGAAGUCGAAAUUAAGAAGGAACAAGAAGAUGUUGAAGUUAAGCAGGAGCCAGAAGUGAAGAAAGAGAGCCUUGAUAAUGAAACCACAAUCCUGGACUUCAAAGAGGGAGAUGACAUAACCAAUAUGACUGCUGAAAUGUUGCCCGUUUACAGCACGGAGCGCGGCGUGGGGCGCUCGUUCCUAUCGCCCUUCAGCUGCGUGCAGUGCACGCUCUGCCGUAAGCUGCUGGACAGCGACGAGACCGCCGAGGUGCACCUGCGCACCUGGCGCCACCACCAGCUCUUCGUGCGCCUCCUGGGCGACAAGAGCGGCAACCAGACACUACAACCAACAGCAGAGAGUAGUAAGCGGGCGAUGAAUAAUGACGAUUCUGGUACAUGGAAGAGACGCAAGACAACCCGUGACGAUGAAGAGGAAGAACAAAAAGAACAGAAUGGACAUGAGAGUACUGUUAAAAAAGAACCAGCAGAGACCGAAGCAGAAGUUGAAACUAAUUUGUUCAAUGAAGAUGGUGAUCUCCCCGCUGCUGAUGACCUUGAGGACUGGGAGCAGUCGGUAGAUGAGAUACUCUACGAUGAGAACAAACGCGAAGACAAACCAGAGGAAAAAGCAGAACCACCAGUUGAAGAAGAACCAAAAGCUGCUGAGCCCGAAGAAGUAAAAGCAACUCCUCCGCCAGCCGCUCAACCGAAGUCUUCACCCACGGGUCGUGGCAGAGGGCGCCGUCGUUAUUAGACGCAUUGAUUGUUUGUUCAUUGGACAAUCAUAUCACUCCCAUACAUUUUAUAAAUCAUAAUAAGGCAACAGUACCGUCUGGUUAUCUCUACUGCGAGAUUUCACGUAAUUAUCAAAGUUGCUGUUGAGAGAAACAUGAAGCAUGUAGGAACGGCGAAAUGCCGAUACACUUUUUGAAAACUACAUUAACGGUAUAUAACUGUGUUGAACUUCACCCAUCAGCUUAUUGCAAGAACUCAUUAAUUCAAAAAAGUGACAUUUGUGCGUUUAUAAUAAAUUAAUAUGUAUUAUGACACAUUUUAAUUAAUCAGAUGUAUUUUUGACAGCUUUGGUCAGAUUUGACUGUAACAGAAUGUAAGCUUACAAUUAUUCUAUGUAUGAUUAACAAGGAAAUUGCUACUAAUACUUGUCUUAAAAAUUUAAUUGACUUUGUAAUCUCAACCGUACCGAUCAAUCUCAUUUGUGUCGUCUCCAUCCUACGUGAUAUUGGCAAAAUAAACUGCCCUGUCGGCACAACUAAAAGCCAUUAAACUGAGAAUUGAUUGAUCCAUAAAAUUAUUCUGUUAUAUAACAAUGUACUUGAUAUAAAAAAUAGUUUGUUUCAACAAUACAUGAAAUCAAUGAGAUGAAAUUUUGUUAUUAUUUGUUGUUACUGAGUUCUCGCAGUAAGACAAUGUACUAAGGGUGCAAAAUUCUCGUAGGAGAUAUCUGACCGUCAUAAUCACUACACAAUUGUAGCAAAACUAUUUGUUAUGUUGACAUUAUGCAAACUUAGAUUUGAAAUUAUGUAUAGUGAUAUUUUAUUUAAAUAAAAACUGAGAUAAUUGUCUGUAUUAGAAAUGUAGAACAAAAUAAUUCUUCAUAUUACAUAUAAUUAUCUGAUCUCGAAAGAUAUACUAACAGUGGCAGAUGAUGUUCAACAUCAGAUUGGUUAUAAACUAGAUGCUCAUUGGUGGACAGAUGUUAUAUUGUCUGCUGCAAGCCAAUGCUCAUUCAGAUUAUAAUUGAAUUAGUUAAACUGUCCUUGAUCAGCAUUAACGAAUCAGGUGAUUAGCAGUAGAAAAUGAUUCUCCUUUUGUAGUAGCUUCAUAUAUUAAAAAUAGAUAUUUAGUGUCUUUUAUCCAAUCUUAUAAAAUAUUUAAACUCAAUACCUUAGACCUAUAUGAUAGUAUACUAUUAUAUACUUCCCAUGUAUGGUAUAUAAUCAAAUAUAAGCAAUGUCAGAUAAGAAUACUAAAUAUGAUAAAGUCAUUAGUUGCCCUCCUUAAGAAUUAGAAUUGUAUAGUGGUUGUAGUUACACAAUGCUCUUAUCGUUUGAAUAUACUAUUUCUUAUGACAAAGACAUUGUAUAAUUAUACAGAAGCUAUAUGACUUUUGUUAGUAAGACUAAGUAAUUAGGUCCGUGUAGAUCUUGUUGUUCUUGAUUUGAUUUUUCAAUUUUGGAUAAGGGAAUUCACUAUUUAUAUUUCAAUAUCAGAUCUACUGAAAGACUUCUUAGCUUGAUGAACUCAUAACGCAGGGGCUAUUAAAAGUAUUACUCUCCAACUUGAAAUGUAGAUUGAUUUGUUAUCGAUCGAAAAUACAUAUUAUGUAGGAAUCUUAGAUAAGUUAUAUGUCUAGAUAGAAUGUUGCACUACAAAAGAAAUAAAACAAACUAGCCAACAUUAUAAUCUUGGUGUGAGUGACCACUACGAUUGACACUCGUCACAAUACCCAGGCUAUGACAAAGAUUUCAUAUGUAUUUCACUCCUAAUUUAUAUUUCCUACAUUGUUUUGUAGUUAGUGUUUAUUGGUUAUUACAAAAUUUCUUUAAGAAAUGUAUAAAAACCAAUAAUCAUUUAGAUUUAAUAUUUCCUACAUGGCUAUAAGUUGUGCCAAUUAAGCACACAGAACACUAACAUAAUAUAUCAAAGAGGUUAUUGGUAAUUUUUACUUUAUAAUAGUUGUAAAACAUUAAAAUGCACAAAAAUAUUGUGUCAUAAAAUAUUCUCCUUUUAAGGAAUAUAAUGAUAGGCUUAGAAGAAUGCAAUUUAGGUGGAAUUUUAUAUUAAUGAAUUUUAAUAAAAGUCGUAUAUAAUGCAUCUGGAAAUUUUCCGAAUUCCAUGAUAUGAUAUGAUGAUGUACACACAUGUUUAAAAAUUAAACAUUCUAGACAUUUAACAUUAUUAUUUACACCAAAAUCAAGACUAUUUUGUAUGAAACAAAUUGGAAAUAAAUAGUGAUUUUUUUCAUGACAAACAGAAAUUAUUUAUUCAAGUAGGCUGUUAGAAGCACUUUGGAUUGUCAUUUUAUUAGAUAAAAUAAAAUUUAACGUUAUUUAUAAAGUUAAUAAGCAUCAAUCAAAACAAAAGUAUGUUUUAGACAAUUUGAUUCCCUUUU
Molecule: messenger RNA, 4398 nt
Organism: Vanessa atalanta (red admiral)
Lineage: Eukaryota; Metazoa; Arthropoda; Insecta; Lepidoptera; Nymphalidae
Gene: Pep
Product: zinc finger protein on ecdysone puffs
Exons: 11
Coding region: 187-2019 (610 amino acids)
Cellular component (GO): nucleus
Source: RefSeq, a predicted model, not a curated record